AUGGUGUACAUCAUCGACGAAAACAAGAAGUCGAGCACAUCUAUGCCAUAUGUUCCGACACCAUUAGAUUUGCCGACUCCAGUUAUUGAACGUAAAACAACACCAGUAACUGAACAAAUGGCAAGUAGAUUUCAAGCAUCCAAAGAAGAAGAGGAAGAUUUUAUCAAGAAUAAUUACGUUGCACGGACAUUACUGAAUGAACCUCAACUACCGCCUGUGACCUGGUCAAACUGGUAUAAACAUGUCAACUGGCCUCAAGCAACAUUAUUAUGUCUUGAACCUUUCGUCGCACUCUACGGUCUAUUCACAACAGCAUUUAUGUGGCAGACAGUCGUUUUUACAAUCAUCUGGUACUUUCUCACUGGUUUUGGUAUUACAGCUGGUUAUCAUCGUUUAUUUGCUCAUCGUUCAUACGAAGCUAAAACACCAUUGAAAUAUUUAUUAUUGGUUUUAGCUGCAGGCUCAGUUCAAGGUUCUGCUCAAUGGUGGGCACGUGGCCACCGAGCCCACCAUCGUUAUACUGAUACGGAUCUCGAUCCAUACAGUGCACACAAAGGCAUUUUUUAUUCUCAUAUUGGUUGGUUAAUCUUCAAACCACGUCGAAAACCAGGCGUAGCUGACAUAACUGAUCUUUCACGCGAUAAGACUGUUCAAUGGCAACAUCGUCAUUAUUUGACAUUGGCUUUCUUCAUGGCAUUUGUUUUUCCCACUCUUCUUUGCGGUCUCCUUUGGGGUGAUUACCGUGGUGGUUACUUUUUUGCCGGUGUUCUUCGUCUCGUAUUCGUUCAUCAUUCAACCUUCUGUGUUAAUUCAUUAGCACAUUAUCUAGGUGAUGCACCAUUCGAUGACCGACACACACCUCGUGACCACUUUAUAACCGCUCUUGUCACUCUUGGCGAAGGCUAUCACAACUUUCAUCAUGAAUUUCCAUCCGAUUACCGUAACGCACUCAAAUGGUUCCAAUACGAUCCAACAAAAAAUCUUAUUCAAUUCUUCAAAAGGAUUGGACUUGCUAGUAAUCUGAAAGAAUUCCCUCAAAAUGAAAUUCAAAAAGGUCGUUACACAAUGGUACGUAAAGCAUUAAAUCAAUUUGGACGAACUAUCACUUGGCCAAAAGGUGAUGAAGAAUUACCGUUGAUUUCUUAUGAAGAAUAUCAAGAUUUAGCAAAAAAGGACGAUGGUCGUGUGCUAGUCUUAAUCGCCGGUUUUAUUCACGAUGUUAGCAAUUUUAUUGAUUCACAUCCCGGUGGUCGAGCUUUAAUUCGAAGCUACGUUGGCAAGGAUGCGACUGUCGCAUUCUACGGUGGUGUACAUGAUCACAAUACUGCAGCACACAAUAUGCUAGCGAUGAUGCGAGUUGCUGUUUGUAGAUAUGGUGGUGAAGUGGAACAUCUGAAGAGAAAAUUAGGACAUAUCCAAACGCCCACUCCUAUUUUCGCCUAG
This is a messenger RNA of Adineta ricciae, 1443 nucleotides long. The record is from the annotation of a GenBank genome assembly. Lineage: Eukaryota; Metazoa; Rotifera; Eurotatoria; Adinetida; Adinetidae.